AUGGGGCCAAUUCCGUCCAUUUCAGAGGAGGAGGUAAGGGUAGCUCUCCAUGAAAUGGCCACAAACAAAGCUGUGGGGCCAGAUGAGAUCCCAGUGGAAGUGUGGAAAAUGCUGAAUGACACAGGGGUGAAAUUUAUUACUGGGGUCUUCAAUGCGGUGCUCAGUGAAGGAAUCCAGAUGAAUGGAGGAGAAGCUACAUUGUUCAGCCUGAGCCCACUCCUCUUCAACCUUGUCAUGGACUACCUCACUAGAGAAAUUCAGCAUCCACCACCUUGGGACAUUCUUUAUGCGGAUGACAUUGUUCUCAUAAGAAAAACGCCAGAAGAAUUACAACAGUCUCUUGAUCUGUGGCGUAACAGCCUGGAAGCAGCUGGCCUAAGAAUUAGCAGAGAGAAGACGGUCUAUAUGCACUGCAGCUUUGGUGACAAUGAUGAUCAGGCGCAGGCACACAUACAAUUGCAAGGUACUCCACUCCCAAUAGUUACUCAAUGCAAAUAUUUAGGCUCCAUAAUCAGCCAUGAUGGAAGCAUAGAUGCUGACAUCUCAAGCCGAAUAAACACAGGUUGGAUUAAAUGGAGAGAGCUAACUGGGGUACUUUGCGACAAAAGAAUGCCUGUGCCCAUCAAGGGAAAAGUGUAUAAAGCUGCAGUGCGACCAGCAAUGCUAUAUGGAAGUGAGUGUUGGCCCCUGAAAAAACAGCAAGAAGAUAGACUCCAUUCCGCUGAAAUGAAAAUGCUGAGAUGGGCAGGGGGUGUGACUAGACUGGACCACAUUCGGAACACACAUGUUCGGGGCAGUUUCCGGGUGGCACCAGUCUAUGAGAAGAUAAUGGAAGGAAGGUUGCGCUGGUAUGGACAUGUAAAUAGACGUUCACCCAAUCACAUGACAAGGAAGGUACUUGAUAUGGAGACACAGCCGAGGGGCAGAGGCAGACCCCGUCUCACAUGGCUAGGUUUAGUUCAUAGAAAAUAUGAAGCAGUUGGACCUGACAAAUCAGACGACCCAGGAUCGUUCGAACUGGAGACUGAGAUCAAGGAGAGCCGACCCCAAAUAAUGGGAAAAAGGUUUCUAUCAGCUUGGGCAGAAUAA
Messenger RNA from Nilaparvata lugens (brown planthopper), 1089 nucleotides. RefSeq lists its product as uncharacterized. Lineage: Eukaryota; Metazoa; Arthropoda; Insecta; Hemiptera; Delphacidae. The record is from RefSeq and is a predicted model, not a curated record. The transcript has 3 exons. The coding region runs from base 1 to 1089 and encodes 362 amino acids.